UGAAAUAAUGACUCUUUAUUUCUCUUUCCUGACGUUGCUUCAUUUCCGUCAGUCAAACCGUUGACUUUCAUUCAUCCGUUUCCCUCCCUCGUAUAGAUAGAGGAGUUGGGUCGAUAAGAUCUCGUAUUUUACAUCUUCUGCCGGAAUCCGGAGAUUGCCCACAGCCGAAAUAUCUGUUGCCAGUAUCGUCCUAAUAUCUUUUCCUUGGUUCUUGAGCUCUUCUCUUCUCAGAUUCUCUCUCUCUCUCUCUCUCUCUCACCACCGUCUCCUUUUAAAACCAGGCAGAUACGCUCUAACCAAACUCAUUUCCAUUUCGGGCUCUCAUCUUCUCUCCUCGUCGGAAAUGUCAACUGCCGCCUCAUCUCGCAGGUCUUCGGCUGCCGGAGAAACGGCUUGUGGGUCAGAACUCCAUGUAUUGGCUGUGGAUGACGGCUUGCUCGACCGGAAGUUGAUUGAAAGAUUGCUCAAGAGCUCUGCUUAUAGAGUGACGACCGUGGAUAGCGGGAAAAGAGCAUUGGAGUUGUUGGGUUGGGGCAAUGAAGUCUCUUCCAAGAAACCGAAGGUGAAUAUGAUAAUCACCGACUACUGCAUGCCAGAGAUGACGGGAUUCGAUCUUCUUAAGAGAGUGAAGGAGUCGUCGACGCUCAGAGAAAUCCCCGUCGUUAUCAUGUCUUCCGAAAAUGUCCCAAAUAGAAUCAGCAGAUGCUUGGAGGAAGGAGCGGAAGAGUUCCUAUUGAAGCCUCUUCGGCCGUCGGAUGUGUCGCGAUUGCGUGAUCAUAUGAUUACAUGAACGGCUAGGAUGGAUUGGUUGAAAUUUUCCUGAAAAUCAAACUCAAUUUUACCAAUUGAAUCCUCGGUUUAUAUAUAUAAAUUUUCCCUUUUCGGAAA
Messenger RNA from Magnolia sinica, 888 nucleotides. RefSeq names its product two-component response regulator ORR3-like. Gene Ontology annotation, biological process: phosphorelay signal transduction system; cytokinin-activated signaling pathway. Lineage: Eukaryota; Viridiplantae; Streptophyta; Magnoliopsida; Magnoliales; Magnoliaceae. The record is from RefSeq and is a predicted model, not a curated record. The transcript has 5 exons. Bases 344 to 790 code for a protein of 148 amino acids.